AUGUCCGAACGACAGUAUGGAAUCCCAAACGGCUUCUCUUCUGCUUCGGGAAGCGCAUCACCGCCGCAACCACCUCCGCAUGCCCCUCGAAUAGCAUAUCCACAGGCCCCAGGGAGACAAAUAGCACCAGACAGGAAUCCCAUGGCCGCUCUACCUCCGGACAACACUUUGCGGGAUAUCGACAACCUCUAUACCUCUCGCAACAUGCCCCCUCCGCCUAUCAAUGAGGGUCCAUAUGGAGCACCUGGAUCGGCUGCUGGAUUGAACAAUCCACGCCAGAACUUCAGCCAAGCAGAUUCGCAGAGCUCACUUGCACCCCUCACAAACGCAUAUCCAAUGGCAAACUCAACCCCUCCGCGCUCGCCCGAACGUACGGCACAGAGAGGCGUUGCUCCAGCGGCAGGCCUAGCAGCGGCAGACUUCGACGGUCACAUGCCACGAGCAUCGUAUUACCACGGUGAUGGUUACGAUAACUUUGACUUGGACAACAUCGCGGACGAUGGUGACGAUGGAUUUGAAGAGCAGCCGCGAUCACGGAGUGGUCAGCUGGCUCCUGCCGCGGGUGCGGCUGCCGGUGCUGGAGCAGGCGCUGGCAUGCUCUCAGCAUUGGGAUCUCGCGGACCUAGUGGAGGGAACUACGGGCCUGUGGGCGGGGAUCCAGAGAAGUCGGAAUGGUUGGCAAAGCAGAGCAGCGGGAACAAGAGGCUGAAAUGGAUCAUUGGGAUAACCGUCGUUCUGUUGAUCUUGGGAGGCAUCGCAGGCGGAGUUGCUGGCGGUCUGUUGGCAAAGAAGAAUUCAGGGGAUGGUGGCAGCUCCGGAGGAAGCUCGGGCAGCCACUCGGGGGGACUCUACGACCUGAACUCGAAGGAAGUAAAGGCUGUGAUGAACAACAAGAAACUGCACAAGGUGUUCCCAGCCAUGGACUACACGCCACACUACGCACAGUACCCCCAAUGUCUUUCGAAGGGGGGCGGGCCCAGCCAGAAUAAUGUCACAAUUGAUCUGGCCAUCAUGUCUCAGCUGACACCAGCCGUCAGACUGUAUGGCACUGACUGCAACCAAACCGAACUAGUGAUGGAAUCUCUCGAUCGCCUCGAAUUGAAUGACAUGAAGGUGUGGCUUGGGGUGUAUCUGAAUGGGAACCAGACAACAAACGACCGACAGAUCAAGCAGCUGUACGACAUCCUCGACAAGUACGAUCACAGUCGGUUCGUUGGCGUCAUCAUUGGCAACGAGGUCCUUUUCUCCAAGUACAUGACUGCUACCCAGCUGCAGUCUACCCUGACCGAUGUCCGAAACAACUUCACCCAGAAGAACAUUCAGCUGCCCGUUGCGACCGCCGACUUGGGAGACAACUGGACCGACCAGCUAGCCCAGGCUUCGGACAUCGUCAUGGCCAAUAUUCAUCCCUUCUUCGCUGGAACUGCUGUCAAGGAGGCCGCUGGCUGGGCAUACUCGUUCUGGCAGAACAAAAACAUCCCGCUGACGACCGCCAAGACUGGAACGGCGGGUUCUCUCACCUACCCCAAACAAGUCAUCUCCGAGAUUGGCUGGCCCAGUCAAGGAGGCAACGACUGCGGCGAUGCCACCAGCUCAACAUACGGAUGCACGGGCGACACGGACGGUGCCGUGGCGAGCACCGACAACGUCAAUACUUUCAUGGACACGUGGGUCUGCGGUGCUCUGAACAACGGUACAACAUUUUUCUGGUAAGUUUCUGCACCAUCGACUAACUUUCCCAUCAAGCGGCGAAGCUCAAAACUGACCUCACCUCCCUCUCUCUAGGUUCGAAGCUUUCGACGAAGAUUGGAAACACCAAUUCGACACGGCGCAUAACCAUUGGGAACCGUACUGGGGCCUCUUCGACGUGAACCGGAAUUUGAAAGACGGGCUGAACAUUCCUGAUUGUGGUGGGAAGACUGUGGAUAAGCCUUACUGA
Molecule: messenger RNA, 1939 nt
Organism: Lecanosticta acicola
Lineage: Eukaryota; Fungi; Ascomycota; Dothideomycetes; Mycosphaerellales; Mycosphaerellaceae
Source: the annotation of a GenBank genome assembly